Conger conger (European conger) is the source of this 3402-nucleotide messenger RNA. It is a transcript of the gene npy2rl, whose product is annotated as neuropeptide Y receptor Y2, like. NCBI's taxonomy places the organism in Eukaryota, Metazoa, Chordata, Actinopteri, Anguilliformes, Congridae. Gene Ontology annotation, biological process: G protein-coupled receptor signaling pathway. Gene Ontology annotation, cellular component: membrane. Bases 240 to 1370 code for a protein of 376 amino acids. The record is from RefSeq and is a predicted model, not a curated record. The transcript has 2 exons. Gene Ontology annotation, molecular function: neuropeptide Y receptor activity.
UUAAAUCACUUUUUGUUGGUUUCACUGUUGUAGUGCGGUGCUGUACUAAAUGGCAAGGCAAAAACGAAUCUGCCAAUUAAACUGCAUCUUUACUGACCAUUACGUGUGAAUGUAGAUUUUAGAUCGACGUGAAAGGAUGGUGCAGGAAAUCCUUCCUUGAAGUGAUGCCAUGAAGAAUGCAUGAUUGGAUACAGAACAAAUAAACGCGGGAGUCUGUGUCUGGUGAAGAACUGUAACCAAUGGAUUCCAGAAGCCAAGGGAAUGCUACGGGAGGGGAGCUCUCCGGUUUUGAGGCAGAGCUGGCCGAGUGUUGUGCCACAGUCUCCACCGUGCUGAGCGAAAGCUCUCUCUCUCACAGACUGGAGGACAGCACCCAGCUAAUCGGAGUGCAGGUGGUCCUCAUCCUGGCGUACAGCACGAUCAUUCUGCUCGGUGUCAUCGGAAACUCCCUGGUGAUUUACGUUGUGUGUAAGUUCAAAACCCUGCGCACCGUCACUAACUUCUUCAUCGCCAACCUGGCGGUGGCAGACCUGCUGGUGAAUACUCUGUGCUUGCCGUUCACGCUGAUCAACACUCUUCUGGGCGAGUGGAAGUUUGGGCAGAUCCUGUGCUUCUUGCUGCCCUACGCUCAGGGCCUGGCGGUGCACAUAUCCACGGUGACGCUCAACGUCAUCGCCCUGGACAGACACCGAUGCAUCGUCUACCACCUGGAGACCAGGAUGUCCAAGGACAUGUGCUUCGUGGUCAUCGGGAUAACCUGGACCAUCAGCGCCGUGCUAGCCAGCCCGCUGGCUAUCUUCCGCGAGUUCGGCACGGUGGACUUCACGCCCGAACCGUCGAUCCAGGUGUGCACGGAGAAGUGGCCCGGGAGCAGCAGGGACGGCACCAUCUACAGCAUCUCCAUGCUGCUCCUCCAGUACGUGUUGCCCCUGUCAAUCAUCUCCUUCGCCUACGUCAGGAUCUAUAGCAAGCUGAAGAACCACGUGAGCCCCGGAGGCCGCAGUGACCGCCACCACCGCAGGAAGAAGACCACCAAGAUGCUGGUCACCAUGGUGGUGGUGUUCGCCGUGAGCUGGCUGCCGUUCCACGCCUUCCAGCUGGCCGUGGACAUCGACAGCAGCGUUCUGGAUAUGAAGGACUUCAAGCUACUCUACACCAUGUUUCACAUCAUAGCCAUGUGCUCCACCUUCGCCAACCCCAUCCUGUACGGCUGGAUGAACAACAACUACAGGACCGCCUUCAUGGCCGUGUUCAAAUGCGAGCAGAGGCUGGACUGUGUCCAUCCGGAAGCUCGCGUGCGAAUCCGGACCAAAAAGACUCUCGAGACGGGAAACACUGUCAACACACAAUUAAAUGCCACAGAAGUAUGAGUGUGUGGCUUGAAAAAGAAGUCAUGUACACUCAGUGAGUACGUAAUUAGGAAUUUAUUAGACUUAUUUUUUAGACUUAUUGGUCUUCUGCUGCUGUAGCCUAUCCACUUGGAGGUUUGACAUGUGUGGUGAGAGAUGCUCUUCUGCAUACCACUGUUGUAAUGUAUUAACGUGGUUAUUUGUGUUACUGUCACAUUCCUGUCAGCUUUGGCCAGUCUGGCCCUUCUCCUCUGACCUCUAUCAUUAACAACGCCUUUCUGCCUGCAGAACUGCUGCUCACUGGAUGUUUUUGUUUUUUGUACCAUUCUCUACAAACUCUAGAGACUGUUGUGUGUGAAAAUAGCAGUUUCUGAGAUCCACUCUGUCUGGCACCAACAAUCAUUCCACGGUCAAUUUCUUUCCCAUUCCGACAUUUGGUCUGAGAAACAGCUGAACCUCUUGACCAUGUCUGCAUGCUUGUAUGCAUUUAGUUGCUGAUUAAAUAUUAGCAUUUACAAGCUGGUGUAGAAGUCUACCUAAUAAAGUGCUCAGUGAGUGUAUAUUUGAACCCAUUAACAGCUAAGAGUGUACUCUUGUGUGGCAUGUUGUGGUGUCUUCACACCAGUGUGUAAUAUUGGUUGAUUAUCUUGGCCAGCUCUGCAAAUUGUAAUGUGUUGUGGAUUCUCUUUCUGUGUUGUAUUCAAUGAUUUCCAAAGCUUACAGAAGGUUAAAAGUGAAAGCAUUAUUACGGGCAUGAUUUUUGUAUCUUUGGGUAGGUUCACAGUGGAACUCAGAUCAACACCUCUCCCAUUAAUUUGACACAUUAUAGGACUUAAAGCAGUGCUGAAACACCAGCAAGGACAUGAGUUUGAUAUUCCUGGCUUAAGUCCUAAAUACACAAGGGGAAUUUUAAUUAAAAAACAUUUUUUUUAUUUUAUGUUAAUUUGGGUUGGGGCAAUGCCAAGAGACAUAGCAUCAUUACUGCCAGUUUCCUACUCCUGUCCCUAGUAAGGCAAAAGAUUAUAAAUAAGACACAACUGUUAAAUGGAAGAAUGGCAUUUAUAUUUUUCAAAUAUAACUUUUAAACCCUUAACAUAAGAUUUAAUUCAUGUGAACCCUUCCUUGAAUCUAGAAGAGGUAGCCUGUUGCCACCUACUGGAUCACAACCAAUUCCAAACGAGUCAUUAUUCAGUUUCACAAAUUUCCUCAUCAGUGCAUGCCAAUGCACCUGCAUUCAGUAUAAUAAUUUCUGUCAUUAUUGAUUUUAUGUAAUUACAGCUCUCAGUGUGAAGUUUUCAGUGUUAAAUGUGAAGUACACCUUUUUGUAUUUAGUUUCCUGGUAAACAAAUCUUGGUUGGUCCAGUGCUGUAUAUUGGUUCAUAUGGUGGGUGAGAGUUACCAUGGUAACUCUCAAAUGUGGAACAUUUGGUUAUCAGCGAACAACUGUCACUAAUCAGCAGUCUGUUUAGUUAGCUGUUCCAGCUGUUUAACCUACAGGUUAGCAGGAUAGCAGGCUCAAAUUAGCCCUAUGUUAAAUGUUGGUGUUCACAAAUCACAAAUAUAUCCCUGGUACAUGUUGGUCUGGAUAUCAAGCAAGGUAAUGCCACAAUGAACUGUCAGUAAUCAAGCUAAUGUUAAGCCUAAGACAACCUGUUGGAGAAAAACGCUUUGGCUUUUUGCUCUUCCACCUCCUGAAGGGUCAACUAAUAUAUUUACUCCCCCGAGCCUUCAUAUAUUUUGUGAGCUGUGCACUUCUUUACACAUAAAUUAAAUACUGGUGAAUUACUAUGUGAAAUUGUGCACCCAGCACUCAUAUUUGCAACUGAUAAAUGCAUUCAAAAUAGCUAAACUGUGAAUGUUAAGCAUCUUAAAAGCUUGGGACUUCAAUAUUUGGAUGUCUAUGUAAACAAUACCAUUACAAAUGUACAUCUGUUUGUUUACCUUGUCUGACAUCAUUUUGAAUAAAAACCUCAUUCAGAAAUGGUGCAUGACAUUAAAUGACCAGCUUCUUUAAAAAAAUGCUUAAAAAAAACAAUUGCAUUAUAAAUAGACA